Messenger RNA from Fonsecaea erecta, 678 nucleotides. RefSeq lists its product as hypothetical. Gene Ontology annotation, cellular component: mediator complex. The record is from RefSeq and is a predicted model, not a curated record. NCBI's taxonomy places the organism in Eukaryota, Fungi, Ascomycota, Eurotiomycetes, Chaetothyriales, Herpotrichiellaceae. The transcript has a single exon. Gene Ontology annotation, biological process: regulation of transcription by RNA polymerase II. Gene Ontology annotation, molecular function: transcription coregulator activity. The coding region runs from base 1 to 678 and encodes 225 amino acids.
AUGUCCAGCGACAUCCUCACGCAGCUCCAGACCUGCUACGACCAGCUCCUGACCCAAUUCUUCGCCACGCUGAGCUACCUCUCGCAGCGACACCCGCUGGUCGCGCCCGACCCGGACCCCAACGACCCCUUCACGAACCCGCCACCGGGCCUCGCCGUCGCUGGGCCUCGAGGGCGAGGCAGCGGCGGCGGCGGCGGCGGUAGCCAGAUCUCCCAACCCGCAAACCCUCCUCCUCCUCCUUCUUCCGCCGGCGACGUCACCGUCCACCAACAACAAGAACACCACGAACACCCCGAACAACAGCACCCGCAGGCCGCCGCCGUGGCAGUGGUCAACCCGGGGCCGGAGGACACGGAGCGCGCGCCGUUCCCGCUGCACCCGGUGCCGGCGGCGACGUUUGCGCGGGCGCAGCGCGAACUGGCCGAGGACCUGGUGCUUAAGGGCCAGCAGAUCGAGAUGCUGAUCACGCGGCUGCCGGGGAUCGGGCGCGGGGCGCAGGAGCAGGCCGACGAGGUCGCGGCGCUGGCGGACCAGGUGCGGACGAUGGAGCAGGAGCGGCGCGCGCGCCGGCGGGAGUUGAAGGACUACGCCGCGCGGCUGGAGCGCGUCGUCAUGGCCAUGUCGGUGAACGUGGACUACGACGACAACGACGGCGGCGCAAACGGAGGGCAGGGAUGA